CUUCGUUCUCCCCUAAAAAAAACACUUCGUUCCGGUGCACGGCGUAUGCACAUGGCGGUUCCGGCUGACCAAGUUAGCAGCAAGCACUUCGUUCUGGUGCACGGCGUAUGCGUCGGCGGCUGGGCCUGGUUCAAGGUCGCGACGUGGCUCAGGUCGGCUGGGCACCGCGUCAGCACGCCUGACCUGGCGGCGUCGGGCGUGGACCCCAGGCCGCUGCGGGAGGUGCCGACGUUCCGCCAGUACAGCAAGCCGCUGCUGGACCUCAUGGGGUCCCUCCCGCCCGGGGAGAAGGUGGUGCUCGUCGGCCACAGCCUCGGCGGCGUGACCAUCGCCCUCGCCUGCGAGCUGUUCCCGGAAAAGGUCGCCGCUGUGGUGUUCGUCUCCGCCUUCAUGCCGGACCACAGGUCGCCGCCGUCGUACGUGCUUGAAAAGAUACACACCAUGAUCGACUUCCUCGAAUCUCGGAGAAUGGACUGGAUGGACAUGGAGUUUAAGCCUCAAGAUCCUGAGGGCAAGCUCCCUACUUCCAUGCGGUUCGGGCCGCUGGUCACCCGAGCAAAGUUCUUCCAGCUGUGCUCGCCGGAGGACCUGACGCUGGGAAGAUCCCUGAUGAGGGUCGGCUCGAUGUUCGUGGACGACCUGAAACUGCAGCCACCGUACACGGAGGCUCGCUACGGGUCUGUGCGCAAGGUGUUCAUCGUCCUCAAGGACGACAACGCCUUCUUCGAGGGGUUCCAGCGGUGGAUGGUGCAGAACUACCCCGUGGACGAGGUCAGGGAAAUCCACGGCGCGGACCACAUGGCGUUGCUCUCGACGCCGGACGAGCUGGCGCGCUGCCUCGCCGACAUCGCCGGCAAGUAUGCUGCUCGCAUUGACGAUGGUGUGGCGCCCGUUCCUCGUUGCCGGUAUUAAUUAUUCGAAAACACUAACGCC
Molecule: messenger RNA, 933 nt
Organism: Triticum aestivum (bread wheat)
Lineage: Eukaryota; Viridiplantae; Streptophyta; Magnoliopsida; Poales; Poaceae
Product: salicylic acid-binding protein 2
Exons: 3
Coding region: 46-912 (288 amino acids)
Biological process (GO): jasmonic acid metabolic process; salicylic acid metabolic process
Molecular function (GO): methyl jasmonate esterase activity; methyl salicylate esterase activity; methyl indole-3-acetate esterase activity
Source: RefSeq, a predicted model, not a curated record